AUGGUUGCAUUUUUACGAAAACCAUCAAUAACAAUAAAUUAUUUAAAAUGGUAUAAUGAUAGUUGUACUAUUGACGUCAUAACAACGUCUCCAAUUAUUGAAUGUGAUCGUUCAUUACGUCUUUAUUGUAGUACAAUAACAGAAAAAUGUGAAUGUUUAAAUAAUAUGUAUUGGAAUGGUUCAUUUUGUGAUUGUUCGUCUGGAAUGUUUUAUUCAGGUAAUAAUUACUGUCAAGAACGUUAUGUCUUUGGUCAAAUAUGUAAUUCUCAAAUUGAUUCAUGUAUGGAAUAUUUAAUAUGUUCAACAAGUACAAAUACAUGUGAUUGUCCAUCCAAUUCAUAUUAUAAUCAAACAGCAUGUAAUCUAAAACUACCUUUUAAUGCAACUCAAUCAUGUACAUUAUCAAGUCAAUGUGUUACAGGUCUUGUAUGCAGUUCUAAUGUAUGUACAUGUCCAACAUCACAAUCAUGGAGCAGUGAUGGUUGUUCAAAUUCAUCUGCAUAUGGUGAAUAUUGUCUAACUAAUACUCAAUGUGAUAGUUCCGCACUUUUAAUAUGUAAUAGUACAUAUUCGAGAUGUGCAUGUAAUAUAAAUUCUUAUUGGACUGGUAAAAUUUGUGUUGCACGUCGUAAUAAUGGUUCAUUAUGUAAUAAUACUCAACAAUGUUAUUCAAAUUUAAUAUGUAUUAAUAAUUAUUGUCAAUGUCCAUUAAUUAAUACACAAUAUUGGUCAAGUCAAACAUUAACCUGUCAAUUAUGUUAUGGUAAAAAUCUCUUUCUUUUCAGUGGUAUCUGUUAUAAUAUACCACCACCAACAAAUUCAACAUUAUCAACAUAUACAACACUUUCAUUAACUUAUACAUUAUCAACAAUUCAAUAUGAUUAUCAACUUAAUUAUUUAUUUAACCAACAUGCACGAGUUUAUAAUUGGAUACCUAUUUAUUUUGCAUCAAAUAAUCCAAUAGGAAAUUAUUUUCAUUGGACACCAGACAAUACAUUGAUCAAAUCAAUAUAUUUUUGUAAUGAAACAAUUCAAUCAAAUUAUAUUGGUUAUGUUUUAUCGUUUAAACUUGAAGCAUAUACAUCAUGUCUUCGUGCUUGGUCAAGUACAACUAUUGGACAAUUAGCUUAUCAACUUAAUAAUUAUAACUAUCAUACUCGAUAG
Messenger RNA from Adineta steineri, 1164 nucleotides. The record is from the annotation of a GenBank genome assembly. NCBI's taxonomy places the organism in Eukaryota, Metazoa, Rotifera, Eurotatoria, Adinetida, Adinetidae.